Aedes albopictus (Asian tiger mosquito) is the source of this 2950-nucleotide messenger RNA. RefSeq names its product WD repeat-containing protein 3. Gene Ontology annotation, molecular function: snoRNA binding; protein binding. The transcript has 2 exons. Lineage: Eukaryota; Metazoa; Arthropoda; Insecta; Diptera; Culicidae. Gene Ontology annotation, biological process: maturation of SSU-rRNA. Gene Ontology annotation, cellular component: Pwp2p-containing subcomplex of 90S preribosome; small-subunit processome. The record is from RefSeq and is a predicted model, not a curated record. The coding region runs from base 146 to 2905 and encodes 919 amino acids.
AGUGAGAACGAUUCAAAACAGCAUGUUUUCAUUCGCAGUGCGGUGUGUUUCGCGGAAUGAUUUUAUUGUAAAUUUUGCCUGAAAUCGUGAUUAAUUUACGUGAAACAAGUGCGAAUAGAUUUGAUCCAGUGGGCGGAACGAAAUAAUGGGUCUCACGAAGCAAUAUUUAGCGUUUAAGCCGGUGGCAAACUUCAACAUUAUAGCCAGUGGGCGCGCCAAUGUUGCAUUCGUGACCGUCGGCGGCGUGGACGGGCGUUAUGUGGCCGUGGCUGGGGCCGAGCAGGUUCUGGUGUGGAAUACUAGACUCGGCGAAAAGAUGCUGGAAUUCGUUCGGGACAAGCAGGAGGUAACCUACCUCCGCCCCAGUCCGGACCAGAAACAUCUGGCCGUGGGCUACACGGAUGGUGUCAUCGAGCUGUUCAGUUUCGAGAGCAAACAAUCUGUCUGUUCGUUUGCGGCGCACCGAUCGGCCGUCAGUGCCAUGAACUUCGAUCUGAUCGGAUUGAAGCUGGUGUCCGGUGGACUGGAUAACGAUCUGGUCGUUUCGGAUGUGGUGGCCCAGAGUGGAAAGUGCCGUUUGGUGGGCCACAACGGGGCGAUUACGGAGGCUCGUUUCAUGGAACGGUACCACGAUGUGGUGGUUUCCAGCUCGAAGGACACUCAGAUCAAGUUCUGGAACAUCGAAACACAAAACUGCUUCAAAACGAUCGUCGAUCACAGGACUGAGGUUUGGGGGAUCGCUCUGAUGCGUAACGAUGACUUUUUGGUGGCCGGAUCGGGUGAUACACAACUGUCUGUGUAUAAAAUUGCGGAAAACACUAGCAAUCCGGUGGAGGAGCCUACGGGAGACUUGGACAAUUUGCUGCUGGAGUCGGAAGCCACUAGUCCAUUCAGAUGUACGCAGAUUGGAAACAUCCAACGAUCGGGAUUCGGUCGUACGAUCAACUUGGUUGUCGAAAACGGUGGACAAAUCUUAGGAUGCCACGGAACCGACAAGAAGAUUGAACUGUUCUACUUCUACAGCGUGGAUGAGGCCAUAGUUCGAUUGACGAAACGCUUGAAGAAGUUAGACGCCAAGUCCAAAACGGAUGACAGCAACACCAAUCCCAAUUCAGCCGAGCGCCAACUCUCGUUGGUCGAUGAGAUCAAACGUCUUCCGGCGGUAGCUGUUCCGGAGAAGGUCAAAUCGUUCGAUCUACUGCUGGGAGCUAACGACGAGCUCCGGAUGUGCGUGACCUUCGUGAAAAACUUCAUCCAAGUAUUCACGCUGAAUGUGGCCGAGAAGCAUGCUGAAGCCAAUGCCAUCCACACCAUCCGCCAGCAGGGUCACCCUUCAGAGGUCCGCAGUGUGGCCUUCAGUUCCGACAGUUUAGCCAUAGCUUCCGGAAGUGGAGAGUCCUUGAAGUUGUGGAGUCGUGCUUCCCAGUCUUCUUUGAGAACCAUCGAAACGGGUUACGUCGUCAGUACUUGCUUCGUUCCGGGCGAUCGACAUGUUCUGGUUGGUCUAAAAACCGGACAACUGCUCAUCGUUGAUAUCGUCACAGGAGAGAUCAUCGAGCGCAUCGUGGCACACGAAAAGGAACUCUGGAGUAUCGUUUUGACGCCGGAUAUGCGGGGUUGCGUCACUGGUGGUGGCGACACAACGGUCAAGUUCUGGAGUUUUGAGUUAAUCGCAGAUCCGUCUAGAGACGACAAGAGCGAAGUCAAGGUACUCUCACUGCUCCACAAGAAUGUUCUGAAGUUGGAAGAAACUGUCCUCUGUGUUCGAAUUUCUCGCAACAGCAAAUACAUCGCCGUUGCGCUAUUGGACUCUACGGUGAAGAUCUUCUUCCUGGACACGCUCAAGUUCUACCUAUCUUUGUACGGUCACAAACUCCCGGUCCUUUGUAUGGAUAUCUCGUACGAUUCCACCAUCAUCGUAACGGGUUCCGCUGAUCGAAGUAUCAAAAUCUGGGGCAUGGAUUUCGGCGAUUGCCAUCGGUCUCUCAUUGCGCACGAUAACUCGGUAAUGGGCCUUCAGUUCAUCCCGAAGACUCACCUGUUCUUCUCCUGCGGCAAGGAUGGAAAGGUCAAACAAUGGGAUGCCGACAGCUUCGAGAAGAUUAUCACACUCCCAGGGCACGUCGGCGAAGCCCAUGGCCUAGCCGUUAGUCCCAACGGAAAGUUUGUCGUCAGCUGCGGCUCGGAUCGAACCCUUCGCCUGUACGAGCGUACCGAUGAACCCCUCGUUCUCCAGGACGUCCAAGAAGAAGAACGCGAAGAGCUGGAAAACCAAACCCUAGCAACCGGCGAAGAUUCCGCUGUCCCAGGUCUUCCAGGUCUAAAGCUGCCCUCCAAGAAAACCAUCGGAUCGGAAAAGGGCGCCGAAAACAUUCUCGAGUGUCUGGAAGUCAGCAAAAAGUUUGAACAGGAGGACUCCCAAAACAUCAUCCCUCCACUAAUGUACGCCUAUGAAGCAACCAACACGGACGACUUCCUUCUCGCUGUGCUCACCCGCAUCCGUGCCAGCGAUCUGGAAGAAGCUCUCCUGCUUCUGCCGUUUUCCGCCGUUUGCGAACUGCUCGAGCAAAUCCCAAAGCUCACGGACGCCCGCAAGGAUCAAACCGAAAUCAUCUGCAAGGUGGUCCUGUUCCUGUUCCGCAUCCACCAGAAACCCAUCGUCAACAACCAGAUGCUGCUGCCGGUGAUUCAGGAGAUCAUCGGCAAAUUGCAGGGAGCGAUCGUCCAACUGCGCGAUAUGAUCGGGGUCAACCUUCACGGGAUGCAGAUGCUGCAACGGGAAGUGGAAGCCAACCAAGGUGUACAGCUGUUCCGGGAUGCCACCAAGAGCCGCCGGCAGAAGGACAUGCGCCGCAAGAGGAAGGAAGCGGCUGCCAAGCGGACGUUUGUACAGAUCAGUACGUAGACGAUAGAAGUGAUCGUUUGGAGUAAUAAAGUUGUCAUAAAAUAA